Molecule: messenger RNA, 2673 nt
Organism: Acanthisitta chloris (rifleman)
Lineage: Eukaryota; Metazoa; Chordata; Aves; Passeriformes; Acanthisittidae
Gene: OSBPL8
Product: oxysterol binding protein-like 8
Exons: 23
Coding region: 1-2673 (890 amino acids)
Cellular component (GO): membrane; cytosol; intracellular membrane-bounded organelle
Molecular function (GO): cholesterol binding
Source: RefSeq, a predicted model, not a curated record
AUGGAGACUGUUCGAGUUGAUGGGGAACUUGACAGAAAUUCACAUCAUGGUGAUAACAGAGACUCUCAUGGACCAUCAACAGUGGUAACAAACAGCGAUGAAUCACAGCUUAUGACUCCAGGAAAAAUGAACCAGCACCAGGGGAAAGAGGCCUAUUUUACUCCAACCAAAGAGUUACUCCAACCAUGUCUCAGCCCAGGAACUGCUCAUAGUCAUGGUUUUGAUAAAGGGAAGGACGAUGUGUCACAAAGUAGAGAGGAUGCAGCAUGUUCUAUGUCAAAAAGCAAGUCUGAAUCCAAGCUUUUCAAUGGCUCUGAGAAGGACAUCUCUUUAUCUUCAAGCAAGCUUACAAAAAAAGAAUCUCUCAAGGUUCAAAAGAAAAAUUACAGAGAAGAAAAGAAGAGAGCCACAAAAGAAUUGCUUAGCACUAUCACAGACCCAUCAGUUAUUGUUAUGGCUGACUGGCUGAAGAUUCGUGGUACCUUGAAAAGCUGGACCAAACUGUGGUGUGUACUGAAGCCAGGAGUGUUGCUUAUUUACAAAACUCCCAAAAAUGGCCAGUGGGUAGGAACAGUGCUCCUGAAUGCCUGUGAACUCAUCGAGAGGCCAUCUAAAAAAGAUGGCUUUUGUUUCAAACUUUUUCAUCCUUUGGAGCAGUCCAUAUGGGCUAUAAAGGGUCCCAAAGGUGAAGCAGUUGGUUCUAUAACUCAGCCAUUGCCCAGCAGUUACUUGAUCAUCCGAGCAGCUUCAGAAUCAGAUGGCAGGUGUUGGAUGGAUGCUUUGGAGCUGGCACUGAAAUGUUCAAGUCUGCUUAAACGUACAAUGAUUAGGGAAGGUAAAGAACACGAUUUGAACUCUUCAGCAGACAGUACUCACGUCUCUUUCUAUGGUCUGCUUCGUGCUAACAACACGCACAGCGGAGAAAACUUACCGUUAAAUGACAGUGAAAUUGAAAGGCAGCACUUUAAAGAUCAAGAUAUGUACUCUGACAAAUCAGAUAAGGAAAAUGACCAUGACCAUGAGGAAUCCGAUAAUGACGGAUUGGGGAAGAGCGAAGAAAGCGACAGUGACACAUCAGAGCGACAGGAUGAUUCUUACGUCGAUCCAGAACCAAUUGAUAUUAAGGAAACUACUUACUUAGAACAGAGUCAUGAAGAACUUGGGGAGGCAGGGGAGGCUGCUCAGACAGAAGUAGUGUCAGAAGAAAACAAAAGUUUGAUCUGGACACUACUGAAGCAAGUCCGGCCAGGAAUGGACUUGUCCAAGGUUGUACUGCCUACAUUUAUCUUGGAACCUCGCUCUUUCCUGGACAAGCUGUCUGAUUACUACUACCAUGCAGACUUUCUGUCUGAAGCUGCUCUUGAAGAGAAUGCUUACAAUCGCAUGAAAAAAGUAGUGAAGUGGUAUUUGUCAGGAUUCUACAAAAAGCCAAAGGGACUAAAAAAGCCGUACAAUCCUAUACUUGGAGAGACUUUCCGCUGCAUGUGGAUUCAUCCAAGGACAAAUAGCAAGACUUUUUAUAUUGCAGAACAGGUAUCACAUCAUCCUCCAAUAUCUGCCUUCUAUGUUAGCAACCGCAAGGAUGGUUUUUGCCUUAGUGGUAGCAUUCUGGCCAAAUCAAAAUUCUAUGGGAAUUCAUUAUCUGCCAUACUAGACGGAGAAGGACGGCUAACAUUUCUAAAUAGGGGAGAAGAUUAUGUAAUGACGAUGCCAUAUGCUCAUUGUAAAGGAAUUCUUUAUGGCACAAUGACCUUAGAGCUUGGAGGAACAGUCAACAUCACCUGUGAGAAAACUGGCUACAGUGCAACAAUUGAAUUCAAACUCAAGCCUUUUUUGGGUAACAAUGACAGUGUUAACCAAAUAUCAGGGAAAAUUAAACUUGGCAAAGAAGUUCUGGCUAUUUUGGAGGGUCACUGGGACAGUGAAGUUACUAUUAGUGAUAAGAAGACAGAUGUUUCAGAGACAUUCUGGAACCCAACAUCUGAUAUCAAGCAGCGUAGGUUACCUAGAUACACAGUGAAGUUUGAAGAGCAAGAUGACUUUGAGUCAGAGAAGCUUUGGCAACAAGUAACAAGAGCAAUAAAUAAUAAAGACCAAACAGAAGCUACUCAAGAGAAAUAUGUUCUGGAAGAAGCUCAAAGAAAGAGUGCCAAAGAGAGGAAACUUAAGGGUGAAGAGUGGACGUGCAAGCUGUUCGAUCAGGAUUCAGUCACAGGAGAAUGGCACUACAAAUAUGCUGAUACCAGACCAUGGGACCCCUUGAAUGAUAUGAUCCAGUUUGAAAAAGAUGGCACAAUCCAAACAAAAGUUCGACAUCGGACACCAAUGGUUACUGUUCCAAAAAUCAAGCGAAAGCCAGCCAGUCAGAAGAAAGGAGAGUGUGGUUUCUCAUCCCCAGAGCCUGAUAACCAGGAUUCCUCUGGGAGUGAAGCACAACUUCUGAAGCAUAAUACAAGAAUAAGGAAAAAAGGGGCAGACCUUGGUGAAUUGCAGAGUGCCAUUGAAUCUAUAAAGGAAACACAGGAAGACAUUAAGAGAGACAUUAUGGCUCUACGAAACAGAGUCACUUCUAAUUCGCCACCCGUGGACUUCCAUUUCUUGCAGUUUAAGCACUAUGUCUUCAUUUUACUCGUGGUUCUGCUACAGCUUAUCAUUAAUUUCUUGUUCAAAUAG